GGAUUGCGAAGACUAGAGAGCAAAGGUUGAGCAAUCAGACGUUUGGGAAGACUAAACCAGUUACUAUAAUUAUUGACUGUGACGGCUUGGUUCUCUUAAUUAUUGCAGACGCAUUAAGAAGCCCACAAAACGCUACAACAGAAUGGCACCUCAUCUUACACAUGAAGAGUUCUUCUCUUCUCUCACCAACCUCCUGAAUCAAACCUCCCAAAAAGCCCGCGGGUCCGUCUUCCUCACCCAGAAAGCAUUGAUCGAACCCACCACCGAAGAAGGAGCUGUUGCGCCGUCUCGCCCUUCGAUUCUGAUCCGCGCCACGGACGGCAACACCAGCGCACCGAACCCGAAGUCUAGUGCGAACGGCGGCGUUUCCAAGACCAAGUCGAAGGCGUCCAAGGUGAAGAUCUCCACCGUGGUGGCCGCCGACGAGCUCGAGACGUUCUACACCCGGUAUGCGGAGGUGUGCAAGGCUGGCAUGAGCGGGUUGAAGAAGCGCGACCGCAAACGCGGGAAGGCAAAGAAGGGGGCCGCCGCGAAGGUGGCCAAAUAAUGGGGAUAGAAUGGUAUCGAAGGGAACCGUGAGGAAGGGGAAAGCUACUCAUGACGACUUCUUGCAUGGACUGGCGU
Messenger RNA from Penicilliopsis zonata CBS 506.65, 624 nucleotides. RefSeq lists its product as hypothetical. The transcript is spliced from 2 exons. Gene Ontology annotation, molecular function: 7S RNA binding; endoplasmic reticulum signal sequence receptor activity. Gene Ontology annotation, biological process: SRP-dependent cotranslational protein targeting to membrane. Gene Ontology annotation, cellular component: signal recognition particle, endoplasmic reticulum targeting. The record is from RefSeq and is a predicted model, not a curated record. The coding region runs from base 143 to 547 and encodes 134 amino acids. Lineage: Eukaryota; Fungi; Ascomycota; Eurotiomycetes; Eurotiales; Aspergillaceae.